CCUCCGAAGCCGCCUAGCCGCUUCCUGUCUGUUGUGUUUUGGUUUCUGUUUUUACUUUUUAGCGCUUGCUUGGUUUCUCUGUCUGUGGCCUACCUGAGUUCCGUAAUCUCUUGCGCUCCUGCUUUCUCCAAGUAAUUGCACGGCAUAACUGCCAUGACAUCUGUGGAGCUAAGUCGUCAGUCGCAGAGACAUUUGGCGUUCGUCUCGCUCUCUUUGGGAUUCCUAGUCAUUUGGACAGCUGUCCUGGCUGGUGUGCUGAUAUCCAAGACACUCAAGGACGAUACGAGUUCCAAGGCAGCAUUGGGGACGCUCAAGAUGCACGAGGAUAUCGCCAAAGUUACCUUUGCUUUGGGUCACGAAAUGGUGUCAACAGUAGACUGGCUACUCUCCGACAGUUCUACAGGAGAGUCAAGUGCUGACCAGCGCGCCUUGGCCUUGACUUGGCGAGUCACCGACGAUGUGCUUGCAUCCGCAUCACCAGACGUUGGCACAACAGCCCGCUUGGCUGUUUUCCGCCAGACCGUCAGACGAAACUUCACUUCUCCUCUGGACACCUCUUCAUUUUACCUUUCCCUGUGCAACACCCUCCUGCACCGGCACUUAUUUCCUAACUCACCAGAUGAACCAUCUGCGACCCUGGCACACGCACUCUUUGUUCGAGGUAUGUCCAUGAGGAUGGGCCAGCUAGCCUUGGGCACAAUUUAUGUGCGCUCGGCAGCAGACGUCAAUGUCACCGAGUAUGCUGGCCUGGGCGCAGUCAGCCAGGAGUUGCUUGAAACUGCCUUUCACCUUGGACCACGCGCUCGUGCACGCUGGGCGCAACUGCAGGAAAGGAGGCCCACAACUGCCUUGGACGAUGUGGCUGAGGAUAUGGCAGCGGGUGGAACCCGGAAGGCCAAGCUCGCGCCAGUGUUCCUAGAAGAAGUGAAGCAGCAGCUUGCACUGCUGUUGAUGGCCCGUGAAGUUUUAGGAAACAGCUUGCAGGCAUGGGCCCAGCGAGGGGAGCGAGGUGCGCGCGCAGCUCUGGCGUUCCACAGUUCCAUAGCUGGAGUGGCGUUAGUGGCAGUUCUGUUGUGCCUCAUUGUCGUGGGCUGCUCGCUCAGAGAUCUUGGUGCACGUGAAUGCAAAUCUGACCUGGCUCCCAUCAUAGUCCCACCAGAAAAGUCACACUGUUAUAUGUAGUGUUGGCUAAAAGGCUGGCAUAAGCACACACAUGGCAUUUGUUUGGUCUGAGCUGCUUGGCAGAGAUAAGAAAUGCUCGCUAAUUGCACGGCCAAUUAAGUCGUAAAAGUGGCACUAAUGUAAAUGGCUGCAAGGUUAUUACGAAGCGUAAAUGUGGCGACAGUUCGUAACGAUAAGUGAUAUACUUUCUUGUGUUCAUUUUCUCAUAAAAGACAGGAACUCAGUCUGAGAAGCGAACAGUAGCAGCAAUACCGUCCAAACCCGUUGAAGUCUGUGCAGAUUUUCCUCGUAUCAUUUGGUUUUAUGUAGAAGUCACAGAUGACUCUAAAUUAGAAGUAAUUUGGAACAGUGUCACGUGGUGUUGAUGAGGUUAAGGGCUACAAAAAUGUUCUUGAUUGGCUCAAUCAGAGACACUUGUUAACUUUACAGCUAGCUUGUCUGGAGCUAAUGUGAGCCAUGUAAAGUACCAAAAAGCAGGUGUGGGAAUGCUGUCAGCCCCACUAAUAGGCAUCCAUGCACACCUGUGGGGGGAGAAGUUUGAACAGAAUGUUGCACAUAUUUUUUCUUACAGUAAUGCGCCUUGCGCAAAUUUAAUGUUAUGAAUAAAUGAAAGGAAGCUUCACUUGAUGUAUGAAAAUUAAGUCUGGUAAGGUAUUUGUAAUUAUUCCUGGUAUGUACCAUAUUCUUUGCCAAAACAAACUCCCCAUAUUGUGCGUACUUCUGAAUUAUAGUUCAUAUAGUGUGUAUUUUGUGAUCAAAGCCCAAAUUUGUUACUUUCAAAGAAACAUUGCAUACCAGUAUGCAAGAGGCAGCAUAGCCACGCCUGUAUUGGAAGCUGUGGUUCUUACUACAUGUAUGGCCCCUUUCAAAGUGCAGCAGCCAAAAUAUUUUGGCAAAUGGUGCAUUGUUAAAUAAGUGACAAAUAAUUUGAAAUAUUCUGCGUUCUUUCAAUAUUAGCAACAACAUUGAAAAAUGACGAAAACGAAGAAUGGGGGUUGGGAGGGGGAGCCUAUAGCGACAUUAAAGGCAAAUAUGCCUGCUGUGACGUUAACAUAGACUCACGUUUUAAAAACAACCUUCUUUUUUUAGUCUUCUGGUGAAUUCAUGUUAACGAGAUGCAAGUGAAGGAUUGUGCAUAUACACUCGGACUUGCCCCUUUUUGACUUCAUAUAUUGCAUGUUACCUGUAUAAGCAGCACAAUAUUUUUAUUACAUUCCAUUGUAUACGCACCCUGUGCAACAUGCAGAGUUUCUAAACUGAUGAUUUUGUUUGGCAGCCUCCACAAACUUAAGGCCACGAAAUAAAUGCCUCUUUAUAUACAUGGGUUGCAGGGAUAGCCUUUUGCACAAUAACUGGGGCAGGUAUAAUGUAAGAAUUCCUUGUGUUCGAUUCUGUCUUCUUUUUUUUUUUCUUUCUGCUUAUUUACCGGGCAUGAUCGGCUGAUCCUGGUGAUUCCAUAGUUGGAGUGGUGCUCAGGCCACUGACAAGGAAAUGCAUUGGAAUAGAAUUGUUACAUCAUCCCUCCCUUGGUUUCUUCGUUUAUGUACUACAACCCAAUGACUGUCUACAAAUGCUGUAUAAUGGGAGCAUGAAUCUCUUUACACAUAUCGUCAGCAUGUGAGUGACUUUGUAUUUUGUAUCAUAUCUGUAGUGUGUGCUCUGUUUUCUCAUUUGCUAUUUAUUGACCUUUUUACCUGUCAUGCUGUUCAGGUGAAAGGUUGCUGCACUGUACUGAACUGUGAUUGCAAAGAAGUGUUAGAUUGCAAAGAAGUGUUAGGCAGUUCCCAACCGUCAUAUCAGUGUUGUUAUACCAGUAUACCUGUUACGUGCACCAACUAUUUAUUGCCACACAUGAGAGCGACUUCUAUAUUGUUGCGCACUGCCUAGAAGGUAGCAACAGCGUUCACUGCCCACUCAAGUGCCUAGAAGUUUAGCAUAACACAUAUUGACUUGCAAGUCACUUAUGCAUGAAGCAAGCAGUUCAAAAGCACAGUGUUUUAGAGCCUGUGGCCACAUAUACUUGAUGUCUCAUAAGUUUUUUUGGCACAAGAUGUGAUCAUGAGAAGUUAUACUGCUAUUUUUAAUGUUACCUCGCAUUGCAUGUUUAAUAGAAAGCCUAUGAGUGCUUGUCUAAUAGCAGGCCCUUUCAUAAGGAAAAUGUUUCCAUUUUUCCACUUUACUUUUAAAUGUCCACGGUAUUUUGUGUGGUGGGCCGAAAGGCAAAAAUAAAUGGCAUUUACAUUUA
This is a messenger RNA of Dermacentor silvarum, 3427 nucleotides long. RefSeq lists its product as uncharacterized. The transcript is spliced from 4 exons. Lineage: Eukaryota; Metazoa; Arthropoda; Arachnida; Ixodida; Ixodidae. The record is from RefSeq and is a predicted model, not a curated record. Bases 154 to 1182 code for a protein of 342 amino acids.